Messenger RNA from Actinia tenebrosa (Australian red waratah sea anemone), 1406 nucleotides. RefSeq names its product A disintegrin and metalloproteinase with thrombospondin motifs 3-like. Gene Ontology annotation, cellular component: extracellular matrix; membrane. The record is from RefSeq and is a predicted model, not a curated record. Gene Ontology annotation, molecular function: metalloendopeptidase activity. Gene Ontology annotation, biological process: proteolysis. Lineage: Eukaryota; Metazoa; Cnidaria; Anthozoa; Actiniaria; Actiniidae.
AGUGAUGAUAACAACAGAUGCUCAGGAGAGUCUUAAUAAAGUCUGUCAUUGGGGACAUAAAAAACGCAAGGGAUGGGAUAAAACGAGCGCUGAAUUUCAUGAUCAAACGAUAUUCUUAACGAGGAAAAAUUUUGGACCAUCAGGUUAUGCCCCAGUGGGCAGCAUGUGCUAUCGCACCAAUAGCUGUACUCUAAACGACGAUGAUGGGUUCCCAUCGGCUUUUAUUGUAGCUCAUGAGACUGGACAUACAUUAGGAAUGGAACACGAUGGAGACUCUAACAACUGUACCAAAGAUGUCAUCAAGGGAAGUAUCAUGGCACCUCUUGUCCGAUCCCGGUUUGACCGGUUUUACUGGUCUAGAUGUAGCAGACAAGAGCUCAUAAGUCACUUGAAUUAUAUGUGGUGUCUUGAUGACGUUCCUAUCGCGAGCAAUCGCUCAAUCAUGAAUAAACUUCCUGGGCAAAUAUAUGACAUAGAUGAACAAUGUUUACAGGAUUUCGGUAAAGGAUACUUCUCGUGUUUGAGCUAUUUGCCCAACCCGUGUCAGAAGCUAUGGUGUGAUGAUAAAUCAUAUGGUCACUACUGCAGAACCAGGAAUACCCCACCACUUGAAGGAACUACUUGCGGCGAGCGAAUGUGGUGUCGGCUUGGAAAGUGCGUUCCCAUGACAAGUGACGGUACAUUCGAGGUCCCCACCCCCAAACCAACUCCCAAGCCUAUCGAUGGAGGCUGGUCAUCAUGGAGUGCUUAUGGACCAUGUUCUAAGUCGUGUGGUCAAGGAGUGAAGGUGCGAGCCAGAAGCUGCACCCUCCCCAGCCCCAAGUUCAAUGGCAAGAAGUGUCAGGGGUACACCGUUGGAAUUUCAUUCUGCCAAAUUAAGCUCUGCUCUGGUAGCAUACCAUCAUUAAGGCAAACAAGAAGUCAUCAAUGUCAGAAAAGGGGAACAAAAAGCGAAUGGUUCUACUAUGACGUAUACAGAGCUUCGCUGGACUGUGAUUUUGAGGAUGGGUUGUGUGGAUGGCUUCAAGAUGACAGCGAUGAGUUUGACUGGACGCCAAUUCAAGGGAAGACACCUUCAUCUAAGACAGGACCUAUUCAUGACCACACAAAAGGACCUACAGGGAAAGGCACCUAUUUAUUUAUCGAGACAUCCCGACCUACUAAUGUUGGUUGGAGGGCACGUCUUGUCAGUAGACUUGUCGCAAAGCACGUGUCUUGUUUGUCAUUCUGGUAUCAUUCUUUUGGCGACGAUGAUCAUUUUGGAGCCUUGGAGUUGCAUUUAAAUACAACCACAAAAGAAAAGGUCAUAUGGGGGCAAUCAGGCAACAAAGGAAAUCAAUGGAAACAUAAACUUGUGACAAUCCUCAGUGUGAUGCCUUAUAGGGUGAGCUGACAAAUACUCUUAG